AUGGGAUUGGGUCAAAAAAAAUCCCAUUACCGCAACUAUUGUAGGGAUUCUGGCUGUGGAUGCAUUGGUGUCAUCGCGUCAACAGGAGCUGGUGGCUUUUUUGGUGGUUGUUUUCAACAAAACCCGGCUUAUCUGUCUUUGGCUCAUUUGCUGGUGGAUGGUUAA
Messenger RNA from Dictyostelium discoideum AX4, 165 nucleotides. RefSeq lists its product as hypothetical. The transcript has 2 exons. Lineage: Eukaryota; Evosea; Eumycetozoa; Dictyosteliales; Dictyosteliaceae. The coding region runs from base 1 to 165 and encodes 54 amino acids. The record is from RefSeq and is a predicted model, not a curated record.